CAAACUAACAUAAACAUAACCUAAAAUAAACACCCCGGUCCCUCCGACUUCUCUACUUUGUUUUUUGUGUUAAAGAGUGUUAAAUUUUCAAAUAAAAACAAUGAUAAUCAAACAAUUAUUAAGGACAAUUGAAAAAAGUGAUUUAAAAUAUAAAUAUUAUAAUCACGUGAUAUCGAGAUGUUAUUGUAUAGAUUUAACCGAGGGACCUGCAAAGCGUCAAGAAAAAAAAUUACGACAAUGGCAAAAAGAACCCGACAAAAGUCCAAAAAGUAUCUUUUCAUUAUUGGAUAGAACACAAUCACCAAAUGCAAAAAAAGACCGUAAACCAGAAGACGGUAGUUUUUUUAAUCCUAUACGAGGAGAAGAACCCGAUUAUUCAUUUCGUGCUUUAAGAGAAAAUUAUGCAAAAUCGAUUAAAGAAGUGGAAAAAGAAGAACAGAAAUAUAUACCAGCACGUCUUAAUAUUCUUGGUUCCGAUUUGGGAGUUGCUCAUUUUGUUAUAUUUCGUGGUGGAAGAGUGAAAUUUCGUCACAAAGAAAAAUGGUAUCAAAAAAUCGAUGAUAAACAACCAGAAGAUUUGCCCGAAAAAUUUGAUGCAAGAUUCAUUGCCGCAGCUAUUGAUUGUACCGAUAUGAAACUCUACUAUGAGGGUCUUUUAAAUUUUGAGAAUCUCACACGUGUGAAAUGGUUGAGUUUCCGUGGAAAUCCAGUUUUUGACGAAUGGUGUUUAGAUCGUGUCGUUGGACAGAUACCAUGCGUGGAAUAUUUGGAUGUUUCCAAUUGUCCUAAACUCAAUGAACGUGGACUUGAAGCACUCUAUAAACUUUUUUAUCUUAAAAAAUUAAUUGUUACAAAUUACGAGGAUUCCGUGGCUUUUGAAUUGACCUGCCUGAUGCUUGAGGAUUGUAAUCCUAAUUUAGAAUGUAUAAUUUUGAAACCAGGCGAAAUUCAUAAGGAAGAAUACGAAGAGGAAAGUUAAAUUUUUUGUAAUUUCAAAAGAAAAUAAAUUAAUGUAGAUAUAGUGUUUCUUUAAAAAUUAACGUUAAUAAAGAUUUAUUACCUUAAAA
Molecule: messenger RNA, 1067 nt
Organism: Leptopilina heterotoma
Lineage: Eukaryota; Metazoa; Arthropoda; Insecta; Hymenoptera; Figitidae
Product: distal membrane-arm assembly complex protein 2
Exons: 1
Coding region: 101-979 (292 amino acids)
Source: RefSeq, a predicted model, not a curated record